AUCCAGCAUGGGACUAAAACACGCCUUAAACAGUUCAUGACUCUAGUCACAUCGUCGCCGCUAUGCUGCUACCAUGUUGGCCCCUUGGCGGCCUCCGUACUCCUUUUGGCGUCCUCUCCGUACCUUUCCUGACUUUUUGAUCAACUCCCUCCAUUCCCCAGCCAUCAUGUUCAAAUUCAUUAAAGAGAAGCGCCAGGAGCGCGGCCGUUCACCGCGCGAAAGAAUGGCCGCCUCCUUCACACGCCCGCCACGCGAACGCUCCCUGAGCAUCCCCCUCCCACCCCCGACUUUCCUUGCGCGGCGCAGGCAGAAGACAAACGCCCAGAAACAGUCGGCGCUGUUCAACAAGCUGCCGGCUGAGAUAAGACAGAUAAUAUGGGAAUACGUGAUUGCGGACGAGGACAGGCCGAUACAUAUCCUGCAGUACAAGAAACGGCUACGCAACAUGCCGUGCAGCAACCACCGAGGACCUGGAGAGCAGCUGUCGGUGUACACGGGGUUCCAUAAGUGCACAGGAUAUGAAGGAAAUUAUGGGAAUGCGCUUGAAGUGCAACCGGGCGCAAACUUGUCGCAAUUGGUAAAGACUUGCAGGCAGAUUUACACCGAAGCAAUUGAUGUCCUCUACUCCCAGACCGCCUUCCGCAUCGAACACCUAGAUACCCUCACAUAUUUCUCCACCUUCAUUCUCCCACACCAUUUCAACCGCAUCACCACGCUGCGUCUCCUGUGGUUCUUUCACAUCGACAUCUUUGAAGACCUCCCCAAUCCGACCAAGCCACCACACGACCUCGCGACUUGGCAGCAGACAUGCGAUAUCCUGGCUGGUAUGGAGGGCCUGGUAGAUUUGGACAUCGAAUUGAGUACUGAAACCAGCUACUUCAAGAAGAUCUCGUCACGGGUGAAGCUGCUACAGACUAUGAAGGAUAUCAAGCCGAAGGGGAGGUUUGAUCUCACGGCUUGGGCUCCGUGGCCGUGGCUGCGGUUCACUCAAAAGGAGGAAGAGGAAGAUAUGGAGGGGGUGCAGGCACUAUUUAGUAUCCUCUAUCCUGAUAUUGAGGGGUUGCAGUUGGAGGGCAUGCCUUUUCGGAUUAUUGAUACUAAGUGCUAUUAUCACAGUGGUGUGUAAGCUUCUUAGUGUACAAAGCCCGGACGUUGGCGAUCUUGCAUCAAAACGAAUAACGCACCAGUUUCGAGACUUUUGCCAAAUUUUAUCGCUCGCCAGCUUACCAGCUAUCUCAGACUAAUAAGGCCGCUGCGACUUCUCUCAGCAUUCACUUCUCGAAUAUCAAGUCAACACGCAUUCGUAUUCCAUAUUGUUCUCUAUGCUUAGCAAACAAGCUAUCUGGCCGGCUGAAAGAUGACCAAGAUACCCCGGGAAGGCUCAAAUUGAGUACAAUGAGCGCUCGCCGUUUCCAAGAUGCAUCUUUCUACCUCCAACGCAUCUUAAACGUCUUCAAUUAUUUGGCACAUAUAGCUUACGCCAGUACGUAAUUACACGACUUACUUCACGACUGCAAACGA
This is a messenger RNA of Mytilinidion resinicola, 1521 nucleotides long. RefSeq lists its product as uncharacterized. Lineage: Eukaryota; Fungi; Ascomycota; Dothideomycetes; Mytilinidiales; Mytilinidiaceae. The transcript is spliced from 3 exons. Bases 224 to 1126 code for a protein of 300 amino acids. The record is from RefSeq and is a predicted model, not a curated record.